CUCAAAAUUGAAUGCUAAUCGAAUCAUCCACAAGCAUGAAGUACACCACUACCUUGCUCGUUGUCCUCAUCCUCAUCACCACUUCGAUUUGUCGCCCGUCUCUUCCAUCUACCUCUUCACUCGAACUUGCACUCGAACCCAAUACCACCGUGGAGACCCGACAAACCGGCCGCUGGCAAACAUGGCCAAGCGUAAAUUACGAACCGAGCUUUGGCCCUCCCUACUGUUAUAAAAACAAUCCUGAGAAGGCCAAUCAAUGUAUCCUCACCAACCGCAUGCCAGAAGGAAAUCCAGACUGGACCGAGUUUUAUUUGUACGACCAUAACUGCGUCCCCAUCGGCGGCAAUGACAAUGUUCCUUACCGCUGGCUUCAUUACAACUUCGACUCUGAACUCCCCUGGGUAAUGGGUUUCAAGGAAGUUCUAGGGGGGUACAACAUGGGAUGGGGAUUCUCGAAUCGUUGGUAUGAUGUGCAGCAUUUCGAUCAAGCUCCUUAUUGCUAUAAUACUGGUGGAAGUAAGGAGUUGUUGCCUGCAUGCCAGAUGUAUUGGGGUUGCUCGCAUUGA
Messenger RNA from Mollisia scopiformis, 566 nucleotides. RefSeq lists its product as uncharacterized. The transcript is spliced from 2 exons. Lineage: Eukaryota; Fungi; Ascomycota; Leotiomycetes; Helotiales; Mollisiaceae. The record is from RefSeq and is a predicted model, not a curated record. The coding region runs from base 12 to 566 and encodes 184 amino acids.